CUGGUGAGAGCCCCCAGGCUCUCGGUAUUGCCGCCGCUGGACACCCUAGAGUUUGGGAAGAGGUUUUCGGAUCAUAUGCUCGAGAUUGACUACAAUAUGGCUACUGGAUGGGCGAAGCCACGGAUAAUGCCGAUGGGGGACAUCAAGGUGCAUCCAGCAUCUCCUGUAUUGCAUUAUGCAGUAGGCUGCUUCGAAGGACUGAAAGU
Molecule: messenger RNA, 206 nt
Organism: Perkinsus marinus ATCC 50983
Lineage: Eukaryota; Perkinsozoa; Perkinsida; Perkinsidae
Product: branched-chain amino acid aminotransferase, putative
Exons: 2
Biological process (GO): branched-chain amino acid metabolic process
Molecular function (GO): branched-chain-amino-acid:2-oxoglutarate transaminase activity
Source: RefSeq, a predicted model, not a curated record